Molecule: messenger RNA, 339 nt
Organism: Durio zibethinus
Lineage: Eukaryota; Viridiplantae; Streptophyta; Magnoliopsida; Malvales; Malvaceae
Cellular component (GO): NatC complex
Source: RefSeq, a predicted model, not a curated record
AUGGAAGAAGAAGUAGGGGAAUCCUUGAUUCAAUUGGGAAGCUCAGAUGGUUCUAACUCAAGCAGCUCUGAUCCAGUAACUCGGGUGAGGAAGCUGCUGUUUCGCCGUAUGCUGGUGGGGAUCAAAGACGGCAGGUUUUUCUUGGGCACCUUCCACUGCAUUGACAAGCAAGGAAAUAUCAUUCUCCAAGAUUCAAUUGAGUAUCGUAGCACCCGACGUUCCUCUCCAUCUCCUAUGGAGCAACGAUGCCUUGGUCUGAUUCUCAUCCCUUUCUCUUGUCGAAUCUCCUGUCAUGUGGAUUGCUCCGUAGAGGAACAAUUGUCACUGCUGAAGGUUUAA